This is a messenger RNA of Metopolophium dirhodum (rose-grain aphid), 1420 nucleotides long. RefSeq names its product muscle-specific homeobox protein tinman-like. NCBI's taxonomy places the organism in Eukaryota, Metazoa, Arthropoda, Insecta, Hemiptera, Aphididae. The transcript has 3 exons. The record is from RefSeq and is a predicted model, not a curated record. Gene Ontology annotation, molecular function: DNA-binding transcription factor activity, RNA polymerase II-specific; RNA polymerase II cis-regulatory region sequence-specific DNA binding. Bases 1 to 1116 code for a protein of 371 amino acids. Gene Ontology annotation, biological process: regulation of transcription by RNA polymerase II; cell differentiation. Gene Ontology annotation, cellular component: nucleus.
AUGACGAGCGCACCGCCGAAACCGGCAACAGUGAUCGAGGAGUCACGUCGCCGCGGGGACGGACUGCAGCAGACCAUAGAUAUGCACACGACGAACGCUGCACUUGCCGGUUGCACCGUCACCAUGGACCAGUUCACCGCCGACGAAUACCUGCUGCAGCCGCAGCAUCAGUACGCCGCAGCCGCCGCCACCGCAUCCGCCACCGCCGACUACCACUGCGGCAGCAAUCCCUCCGAGUGCGAACCGGCCGCCGCCGCCGCGUACCCACAUCACCAUCACCAUCACGCGCACCACUCGACCAAGGACGGCGGCGAAUACUUCGCAGAACCUUAUUACUACGACACGGCCCCCGCCGGUUAUUGCGGCGGAUACGUUGGUCCGUACGACGCGUACAGCGACCACAACUGGUCAUCGUCGCCACAGGAAUAUAAUUCAUCGUCCGGCGCUGGCGGGGUCGUCGACGUGUCGCAACCGUACUGGACUCCGGCGGACGUCGGUGGACCAUUGCAUCUGACGCCACUGACGCUACAGCCACCCCCGCCGCCACAACCUUCACUAUUGGUCCCGGAACUGGUUGGUUUCUGCGACGUUGACGACUUCCGGUCUGCCGAACACGGCUUAUUGCAGUUUCAGCCCGGUCGCGGGCCUACCGACCAAACCACCUGUAUGACCACGGACACCACCGCUGACCAAUUCUUCAAAUCAACUUUAAAUAAUAAACAAAUAAUAAACAGAUGUGACCAAAAGAAAUCUAUGAAUAAAUCAUCAACGAGCCAAAGACAAAGAGCGAAACGGAAACCUAGAGUACUAUUUUCUCAGGAUGUAAUAUCAGAAUUGGAACACCGGUUCAAUCAACAGCGUUAUUUAUCGGCUACAGAGCGAGAAGCAAUGGCAUUAAGACUGAGGUUGACUCCAACUCAAGUAAAAAUUUGGUUUCAAAAUCGGCGAUAUAAAAGCAAAAAGUUAAUAACAACAGACUGUACAAUACCAGAUAACAAUAAAAAGCCUCCCAGAAGACAAUUUCCAGUAAUCAAGCAUUGUUAUACAGAGUUAACAAGUUUGAUUACCAAUAAUAAUCAUAACUUCAAUCACAGCAACAAAUAUUUUAACAUUUAACCAUAUUUUCACUAGUUAUGAUAAAAGUACAUCAAUAAAUAUUUAAUAAGUUAACAAUUAGAUUGUUUUAUGUAUAAUAUUGUUAGUAGUAUUACUAUGAAUUUGAUAGAAUUAGGUUGGUAGGUACAUAUAUAAGAUUAAUCAUUAUCCUAUUCAAAAUUUUAAGAUUAAUACGCUUUUAAAAUGUUUCUUAUACUAGUCUAUACAGUUUAAGAAAAUAAAUAAUAAUUUAUUAAUGUAUAAAUCAAAUGUACAUAUUGAUUAUUGACAUGUUAUAUAAUUCAUACCAAAGAUUCAUCAUGCA